Molecule: messenger RNA, 1275 nt
Organism: Talpa occidentalis (Iberian mole)
Lineage: Eukaryota; Metazoa; Chordata; Mammalia; Eulipotyphla; Talpidae
Gene: TXNL1
Product: thioredoxin like 1
Exons: 8
Coding region: 208-1077 (289 amino acids)
Source: RefSeq, a predicted model, not a curated record
CCCCGCCCCCGCCGCGUCCCCGCCCCCUCGGCCGCUCCGCUCCCUGGCGUGACUCGGCACUGAGCGCCCCGGAGAAGCGCCGCCGUCGCCGCCGCCGCCUUCUCCGUCCAGGCCUGGGCCUCCCUGCGCCUCCGCGGCCUCUCCCGCCGCUGCGCCUCUCGAUUUCCAGCCGGUGGCGUCGCGGUCGCCCCGCCGGGCCCUGUGAGGAUGGUGGGAGUGAAGCCGGUCGGCAGCGACCCGGAUUUUCAGCCGGAGCUGAGCGGCGCGGGCUCCAGGCUCGCCGUGGUCAAGUUCACCAUGCGAGGGUGCGGACCAUGUCUAAGGAUUGCCCCAGCAUUCAGUUCUAUGAGUAAUAAGUAUCCACAGGCAGUCUUCUUGGAAGUAGAUGUACAUCAGUGUCAGGGAACAGCUGCCACCAACAAUAUAUCAGCAACACCUACAUUUUUGUUUUUUCGAAACAAAGUGAGAAUUGAUCAGUAUCAAGGAGCAGAUGCUGUGGGAUUAGAAGAAAAGAUCAAGCAGCAUUUAGAAAAUGACCCUGGAAGCAACGAGGAUACAGAUAUUCCAAAAGGCUAUAUGGAUUUAAUGCCUUUUAUUAACAAAGCUGGCUGUGAAUGUCUUAAUGAAAGCGAUGAGCAUGGAUUUGACAACUGUUUACGAAAAGAUAUGACCUUCUUGGAAUCUGAUUGUGAUGAACAGCUACUUAUUACUGUGGCAUUCAAUCAACCUGUUAAGCUUUAUUCAAUGAAAUUUCAGGGGCCAGAUAAUGGUCAGGGUCCUAAAUAUGUAAAAAUUUUUAUCAAUCUACCCCGAUCUAUGGAUUUUGAAGAGGCAGAAAGAAGUGAACCAACUCAAGCUCUGGAACUAACAGAGGAUGAUAUUAAAGAAGAUGGUAUUGUCCCACUUCGUUAUGUGAAGUUUCAGAAUGUUAACAGUGUAACUAUAUUUGUUCAAUCCAAUCAAGGUGAAGAAGAAACAACAAGAAUUUCAUAUUUUACCUUCAUUGGUACUCCAGUCCAGGCAACAAAUAUGAAUGACUUCAAACGAGUAGUUGGCAAAAAAGGAGAAAGCCAUUAAGGUACAGAAGACACUGGAAGACCACAUUGCAAUCAGAUCUACAGCUCCUGGAUAAUUGCUUGAUUCUCACCAGAGACUGUCAAUAUUCCAUUCAUUGCCAUUACCAAUAAAUCAUUGCUUUUGUUCAGAUGGUAUCAUUAGUGUUUCUAUUGUAAUCUUGAUACAUGCAAUUGUAAAUAAAAGUCAUACUUUUGCCAA